Molecule: messenger RNA, 1650 nt
Organism: Carassius carassius (crucian carp)
Lineage: Eukaryota; Metazoa; Chordata; Actinopteri; Cypriniformes; Cyprinidae
Gene: mpped2
Product: metallophosphoesterase domain containing 2b
Exons: 7
Coding region: 411-1295 (294 amino acids)
Molecular function (GO): hydrolase activity
Source: RefSeq, a predicted model, not a curated record
UGCGUUUCCGGUGAAAGGUGCCACCCAAUGACCGUCCGUCUUUUUCCCCCUGACUGCUGCUGUGCUCUCUGACCCCAGUGGCAGCACACGUUCAUUGCACUCGUCUCUCUCGGGCUCCCCCUCUUCCCACGUCGAUGCUGUUCUCUCUCCUGACUCCUUCCUUCCUCGUCUGUCGCAUUUCGGUGAGAGAGCGCUAGAGGAGAGAGACCCCGGGGGUCGAAGGUUCUGCCCUGGCCGCCGCGACCUCAACCCCUCACGGCUUCCGAAAUAUCCUAUGACCGUCGUCUUGCGGACAACCCUGAGUGGUUUUGGGCCAAAAGAGAAGAUCCAAGCCUUGGGACUAAAGGAUGCUUGCUCACCGGAUCUGCACUGCACCGCUGUGAUCUGCUCAUGCCCCAUCCAGAGGUGCCAUGGCUCGCAGAAUAUCCUCCCAGGGGAAGGUCACCAUCUCCUUGGAUGAGUACAGCUCCAACCCAACCCAGGCCUUCACCCACUACAACAUCAACCAAAGCCGCUUCCAGCCCCCUCAUGUCCACAUGGUAGAGCCACUUCCCUACGAUGCGCCGAAUCCUGUGGGUCAUACACGUUUCGUCUGCGUCUCAGACACACACUCAAGAACAGAUGGAAUCCAGAUGCCUUUCGGCGAUGUGUUGCUUCACACAGGUGACUUCACUGAACUUGGUCUACCAACUGAAGUGAAGAAGUUUAAUGACUGGUUGGGCAGUCUUCCCUACGAAUACAAAGUUGUCAUCGCUGGAAAUCAUGAACUUACCUUUGAUAAAGAUUUUAUGGCGGAACUCGUAAAGCAGGAUUACUACCGUUUCCCCUCAGUGUCCAAGCUGAGAACUGAGGACUUUGACGAUGUUCAGUCCCUCCUUACAAACUGUGUGUACUUACAGGACUCUGAGGUCACCAUUAAAGGAUUCAGGAUAUACGGGACUCCAUGGACCCCGUGGUUUAAUGGAUGGGGGUUUAACUUACCUCGUGGCCAGUCUCUCCUCGAUAAGUGGAACCAGAUCCCUGAAGAUGUAGAUAUUCUUAUGACACAUGGGCCUCCUCUGGGGUUCAGAGAUUGGGUCCCAAAAGAACUUCAGAGAGUUGGCUGCGUGGAACUACUCAACACAGUACAAAAGAGGGUCCGACCCAAACUCCACGCAUAUGGGGGAAUACAUGAAGGGUAUGGUAUAAUGACAGAUGGCUAUACAACAUUUAUCAACUCCUCCACAUGUACAGUCAGCUUCCAGCCUACCAAUCCACCAAUCGUAUUUGAUCUCCCCAACCCAGGAAACUCCUGAGACUCAUUAAACCCCACCCCUUUUUCUACAUAACUUUUCCUUACUUAAAAGUAAUAGUCUUUUUGUACUGCUUGUAUUUAAAAAUGCAUGGAAAUGUAAUAUUUCUUUUUUUUAAGUCGGAUUGAAGCCGACACCAUUUGAAUGACUUGAGAAUCAACUAUUGUAGGUAAAUAAUAAUUUGUGAAUUCAUAUUUGUAAUUUGUUUGCAUCAGUUGCCUUCCGUUUUAUUUUUUAUUGGUCAGGAUCUUAAAAAGUGGAUUCUAAAGGUACUCCCAAAAGUUUCAGCAAUACUUGACCAUGUCUGAUUUAAUAUUAAUUGUGCUUUGUAAAUUUAAUAUAAACUUAUUCAUAGUUA